AUGUACUCUUGGCAGUGGCUUCUAGGAGUGGGUUUUUCUUCUGUGCCACCAGGUAGUAACUUUCAGCAAGUCACACUGGCCAGAGGUGCCAGUCCGUGCGCCGGGUCUCCUGAGUUGUUGAGCGGGUCUUUCCCAAUCCUGAAGUGCGACCUGCAGAAGAAAGAGGCAAGUGUCCUGUGCAGAUACCUGGAAUGUGGCACCGCGCUGCAGUGGUCCAGAGCUCAUCAUGGAGCAGGGACUGGAAGUCAAGAACAGAAAUUCUUGUCUUGCCAAGGAACAGAGCCUGACACUUUCCACUGCAAGAUCAAUGUGAACUUUGCAGAGCAGUGUGACGUUCUAUCCCCCACCGAGGUGGUGUGCACAGUGUCUGAUCCCUACACGUUGGGUCUCAGCAUGCAUGGGAAGCUGCAGGUGCUAGAAAGAGUGGCUGAGUUUACAGCAGUGUUUGUCCUGACUGACUGGGGAGGAUUCCUGAAUCUCAUAGAUGGUUCAAACCAGUGUGAUGGCCAUCUGGAAGUGGAGCACAGUGGGCAGCGAGGCCUUGUGUGUAGUGACCACUGGGGCAUGCAGGAAGCUUCAGUGAUCUGCAGACAGCUUGGCUGUAGCCAUGCACGUUCUACCUUCCAGUACGUUCUGAGGCCUGAAGAGAUGACGGCACCCUGGCUGUAUGGUGCCAAGUGCAGUGGUAGUUACUUUCAGCAAGUCAGGCUGGCCAGAGGUGCCAGUCCGUGCGCCGGGUCUCCUGAGUUGUUGAGCAGGUCUUUCCCAAUCCUGGAGUGCGACCUGCAGAAGAAAGAGGCAAGUGUCCUGUGCAGAUACCUGGAGUGUGGCACCGCGCUGCAGUGGUCCAGAGCUCAUCAUGGAGCAGGGACUGGAAGUCAAGAACAGAAAUUCUUGUCUUGCCAAGGAACAGAGCCUGACACUUUCCACUGCAAGAUCAAUGUGAACUUUGCAGAGCAGUGUGACGUUCUAUCCCCCACCGAGGUGGUGUGCACAGUCAUCAGGUCACAUCACUCCAGUGACCUGCAAGAAGCCUGCCUUGACCUCAAUUGCUUCACCCAGUGUCUGUCUUCAGGUCACGUGGAGGCCCGGCUGCUGGGUGGUACACACCCCUGUGAAGGACGCCUGGAGGUUCUUCAAGGCCUUACCUGGGGCACCGUCUGCUAUGAUGACCUGGACCUGCCCAUGGCCAACGUGGUUUGUCGGGAGCUGCGGUGUGGCACCGCUGUAUCCAUACUCAGGAGUUCCCACUUUGGCCACGGAUCAGGGCCCGUGUGGACAGAAGCCUUUCGCUGUGUGGGCAAUGAGUCACUGCUGUUCCAUUGUCUGAAGGAGCCUGGACACCAGUGUGGCCAUGAUCAGGAUGCUGCACUAACCUGCUCAGAGGAAAAGUUCCGACUGGUCAAUGGCGGCAGCGGCUGUGAGGGCCGUGUGGAGCUUCGGGUAAAGGAGGACUGGAAGCCCCUCUGUGCCGCUCACUGGGACUCAGCAGAUGCCACGGUGCUCUGUCACCAGCUCAGCUGUGGUUAUGCGCUUGCUGUACCCCAAGGAGGACACUUUGGAAAUGUGAGCGGUCUUAUCUGGAAAGAUGUGUUUCACUGUGUGGGGACAGAGCCCCACUUGCUGAGCUGCCCAGCAAGUACCCUAGGGGCCCAGGCAUGCACCCUGGAAAAUUCAGCCUCGGUUAUCUGCUCAGGUCUCCAGGAUGCCCUACGGCUGAGGGAUGGACAGAGCCACUGCGAUGGGCGAGUAGAAGUCUUCCUGGAUGGUGUGUGGGGGCGUGUACUGGACAAUGCCUGGGACCUGCGCGAUGCUGCUGUGGUGUGCAGGCAGCUCGGGUGCGGAGAGGCACAGCGAGCCUAUGACGCUCCAGCACCGGACCACAAGACAGUCCCUGUGGGGUUGAGCCUCGUGCGCUGCUCGGGCUCUGAGACCCAUCUGACCCGGUGCAAUGUGUCAGUGUCCCAGGUGGUGCCUGCGGGGACUUUGCAGGAUGCGGGCGUGGUAUGCUCGGGGAGCUUGCGCAUACGGUUGGCAGAGGGUAAGGGCCGCUGUGCUGGGCGUGUCGAAGUGUUCUAUCAGGGCACAUGGGGCACUGUAUGUGACGAUGCCUGGGACCUGCGGGAUGCCCACGUGGUCUGCAGGCAGCUGGGCUGUGGCUAUGCCCUCAGCGCUCCUGGGGCUGCCCAUUUUGGAGCAGGAACUGGGCGCAUCUGGAUGGAUGAAGUAGGCUGCCUGGGCGAGGAGGCUGCUCUCUGGGAGUGCCAGUCAGGAGGCUGGGGCCAACAAGACUGUGGGCACAAGGAGGACGCAGGUGUGGUCUGUUCAGAAUUCACUGAUGUAAGGCUGCAGGAACACAGCCAGCCAUGCACAGGCCGCCUGGAAGUUUUCUACAAUGGGACUUGGGGUGGCGUCUGCCAGUCCCUGAGUGCUGCCUCUCUGAGGGUUCUGUGUGGACAACUGGGCUGUGGGUCCCAGGGGCAGCUGCUGGCCAGGCCAAGGAGCUCAUCUACACUGGAGACUCUCUGGUUGAAGUCCAUUCAGUGCAGGGACAAGCAUGACAGGUCCUUGUGGCAAUGCCCCUCGGAACCCUGGAACAGGCACUCUUGCCUCAGUGGAGAGGAAGCUUGGCUGGUGUGUACAGAAAAGACAGAAGUUUCUCAGGAUAUGGAGCAGAUUUCCAACUGCUCCUCAACACUUAGCUGCCCAGAGGAAGGUGCACUUCGCGUGUUUGGGGGUGACAAUGGCUGUUCUGGACGGGUGGAGUUCUGGCACGGAGGAUCAUGGGGCACAGUAUGCGAUGACUCCUGGGACCUGGCAGAUGCAGAAGUUGUGUGCCGGCAACUGGGCUGUGGCCCAGCCAUAGCUGCCUUGCGGCAUGCUGCCUUCGGCCCUGGUUCAGGGCCGAUAUGGCUAGAUGAAGUGGGGUGCCGAGGCAGUGAGACGUCUCUGGGAGCCUGCCAGGCAGAACCGUGGGGAUAUGGAGACUGCUCCCACAAGGAGGAUGCUGGUGUGCACUGCCUAGAUAUGUCCACGACCAAGGCAUCAGGUAGUUCCCUGGCUCCUCCCUCUGCUCCUGAGGUCUGGACCCUGCCUGAGAUUGCCUGCUUGGUCCUUGGCUGCCUCCUGGGCAUCAUUUUUCUGGUUCUGGCUUCUAAGUGGUACCACAGCAGAGCCAUCAGCAUGGGUUCCGGAGUGAUGGGGCAGCUGCCCUCAGAUGCUAUCUAUGAAUACAUUGAAACAGUCCCUAUGGAGGAAAGGGCAGAGGAGCCAGCAGCAACCCAGAGCCUGGUGCAGGAUGAGGAUUAUGAUGAUGCAGAAGAGCCUGAGGACAACCCUGGGGAAGAUAUGGAGGCUGGGCACUGUUGAGCCUGAGGACAGCCCUGGGGAAGAUAUGGAGGCUGGGCACCGUUGAGCCUGAGGACAACCCUGGGGAAGAUAUGGAGGCUGGGCACUGUUGAGCCUGAGGACAGCCCUGGGGAAGAUACGGAGACUGGGUACCGUUGAGCCUGACUGGUGUGCACCUCUGUUUCCUGAGUUCCAGCACAUCCUUUCUGAUGUUAGGCUCAAAUAAAGUGAUUCUGCUGUGGUCUGGUACUUAGAAUCCCUGAGGACCAAAUGAGUGUCUCUCUCUUUAAAUAUAGAUGGGGCUGUUUGCUGCCCGAAUGCUGAUGUUGAUGCUGAAAUAGAAAACUGUGACGACCCCUACUGGCCUUGAGGUUAUAAAACUGUCCAAAGUGUGAUAUCAUCCUCAGAGACUUUAGUCUUCCCUGUCCCCAUUUAACCAACCUGAUGUAUGUCAUUAAACUUCUUUCAACUUAGAAUCAAUUGUCCACCCUUCCUAGAACUGUU
Molecule: messenger RNA, 3852 nt
Organism: Peromyscus leucopus (white-footed mouse)
Lineage: Eukaryota; Metazoa; Chordata; Mammalia; Rodentia; Cricetidae
Product: scavenger receptor cysteine-rich domain-containing protein SCART1-like
Exons: 14
Coding region: 1-3369 (1122 amino acids)
Cellular component (GO): membrane
Source: RefSeq, a predicted model, not a curated record